AGUGCGUUUGUAUGUGUGUGUGAGUAUGUGUGUGCGUGCGCGCCGCCCGUAGGUAUAUCGUACCAUAUGAUCGCAGGGAAUGAAAAAAUCGUCUCGUCAUUCGUCGUUCGCUUAGUGUCGAGUGCUGUUGACCGGAUCACCGUCGUGAUACGCAGAUAAUACGACUCGCCGGACCGCUGCGCGCGCGUGCAAAUUUUCGUCGACCAACGUGUUUCGUUCGCAGUUUUUAUUGCGUUUGAUAUUUUGAUAACCGUUGUUGCCCGUAUGCGAUACAUUUCUUUUUACACCCGUCUCGCCGUUUUUUUUUUUUCGUCGUAGAGUUCGUCGGACAGCCUACUGUCCCCUCGUCCGUAUUCCGAUCACCGUCGUCGUCAUCUAACUUCAUACGUUUUUUAUACUAACCGUCCUCCGGUGUAUAAAUCGUAUUGCGUAUUAUACAGUGUACGGUGUAUUGGAUGCGCCAACGAUGAAUUCGUUUCUCACGCACAACACACUGCCGUACCAUCAACCGACGCAGAUGCACCAGAUGAUGAUGGCGGAGCCCAAAUACUCGCCUCCGGACGACUACGGCAAUAUGCAGAACUACAUGGGUUCCCCUGACUUCUUCGGCAGCCCUCACCAUCAACAUCACCACCAUCAACAUCAGCACCAUCACCCCUCUCAUCACGCCAAUCACCUGAGCCAACACACUCAACACAUUGGCGGUGGCGGCGGUGGCGGCGGCGGCGGCGGUGGUGGAGGCGGUGGAACUGGUGGCGGUGGUGGCCACCAGCAAGUGCAGGCCAGCGGUGGCGUCGGUGUCGGUAGCUCGAACGUGCUCGGGGCAAGCGGCGGCGGCGGCGGCGGCGGCGGCGGUGGCCACUACCAGGGACACUAUCAGCAACAGAUCCAGGCCAUGUACCCCAGCCCGGGCCAGACUCCGUCGUACUACACCAGCGCGGCUUCCAAUUACGGCGCGUACCAGAUGCACCACGGUGGCCAAAUGCCGCUCGAGGCGCAACAACCGCCGGCCGCUCUGAUGCACAACGCCGCGGCGCAGCAGUGCCAGGGCGGCAGCAUAAUACCGUCCGGGGCCGGCGGCGGCCUGCAGGCGGUGGCCAUCAACGCGGUAAUGUCGCACGACAUCAAGGACGACUCGUCGCCGUCACCGCUGCCUUGCCACCUGCAGCCAAGCCCGUCGUCGUCCAACCACAUGUCCAACAACCCGCUGGACGGGUCGUGCUCCGACGACAUGGACGACUGCAACACGGACACGGACGAGAUGAUGAUGACCACGGUCAACGGGUCGCCGAUCAUGAUGGACGACAGCGAGUCAUCGGACCGGGUCAUCUAUCCGUGGAUGAAGAAGAACCACGUGGCCGGAAUGCCGAACGGCGCGUACCAGCCGGUGGACGUGAAGAGACAAAGGACCGCGUACACCAGGUAUCAGGUGCUGGAGCUGGAGAAAGAGUUUCAUUUCAACAAAUACCUGACCCGUAGGCGGAGGAUCGAGAUCGCUCAUUCGUUGGUGUUGUCCGAGCGGCAGAUCAAGAUAUGGUUCCAGAACCGGCGAAUGAAGUACAAAAAGGACAACCAUCUGCCCAACACGAAAAACGUACGCCGGAAAAACGGAAGCACGCAACCGGCGGGCAAAAAGUCCCGGGCCAAAAACAACAACAACAAUAACAACAAUAGCAACAACAACAACAACCAUCAGCAGCCGCUCUGCUCGCCGCCCGGGUUGAAAAUCGAUUCACACGACAUGUCGCCGCAACAACAACCCGAGUUGAGGUUACAACAGCAGAGUGAUACCGGGUCGACGUCGCUGAUGGCCGCCAUUAUACCGUCGUCGUCGACGUCUUCGUCUUCGUCGUCAUCUGCCGCCGCUUCGGUCGCCGGACACAACAAUCCGGCCGCCGCUAUGCAGCAACAGCUUCAUCAACAACAACAACAACAACAACAACAACAACAACAACAACUCCAGCAGCAGCAACAGCAACAGUUACAACACUGUCUGAACCACCGGCCAACGCACCUGUCUCAGCACUUACAGCAACAACAACAGGGUUUGGCCAUCGGAGUCGGCGCCGGUGAGUACGGCCUCACUCAGCUAUAACGGCACGUUUGCAGAUCGUGAGCCCGUUUUCCAAGGUAUAAGUUACUUGACAUAAAAUGAAAAUGUACGAAAAAAAACCCGUAAAAUCCAAAAAAAAAAAAAUACGAAGUGGUCACCGUGU
Messenger RNA from Rhopalosiphum maidis (corn leaf aphid), 2216 nucleotides. RefSeq names its product homeobox protein Hox-A5-like. NCBI's taxonomy places the organism in Eukaryota, Metazoa, Arthropoda, Insecta, Hemiptera, Aphididae. Gene Ontology annotation, biological process: anterior/posterior pattern specification; regulation of transcription by RNA polymerase II. The transcript has 2 exons. Gene Ontology annotation, molecular function: DNA-binding transcription factor activity, RNA polymerase II-specific; RNA polymerase II cis-regulatory region sequence-specific DNA binding. Gene Ontology annotation, cellular component: nucleus. The record is from RefSeq and is a predicted model, not a curated record. The coding region runs from base 467 to 2095 and encodes 542 amino acids.